AUGUUCCGAGUACCAGGGGAAGAACGCAAGUUUGAUCAUAGUGAUAAAUUUGGUGAACGCGAAUCUAUUCGUACAUGCAAAACUAUUAUGAAAGAAACAAAUACCAUUAUUGAAAUUGCAUCGUCUAAAGAUCAGUCUUUAACAUUUCUUAUAACUGGAAAGCAAAAUCAAGUUCUGGAAGCUAAACGGCGCAUUCUGACAACAUUUCAAACCCAGGCAAGUAAGCAGAUUAGUAUUCCUAAAGAUCAUCAUCGUUGGAUUCUUGGAAAACAAGGGCAGAGAUUGAAAGAUUUAGAACAAAAAACUGCUACAAAGAUUAAUGUGCCUGGCGUGCAAGAUCAGUCAGAUAUAAUAACAAUUACAGGAACAAAAGAAGGCAUUGAAAAGGCUGAACACGAAAUUAGAGUUAUUUCUGAUGAACAGUCUAGGAAAGCUUUUGAAAGGAUAACUGUGCCAAAAAUAUUUCAUCCGUUUAUAUACGGUGCACAUAACGAAAAUCUCAAUGCUAUGAUGGCAGAAACUGGUGCUCGUAUCAAUAUUCCUCCUGCCUCAGUGCAGCAGGAUGAAAUAACUAUAGCUGGUGAAAAAGAAGGGGUUUUGGCUGCAAAGCAAAAGAUUGAAAGUAUCUACAAGGAUAUGGCAAAAAGAUGUACUACAGUAUCUGUAGAGGUUCCCAAGUCUCAACAUAAAUAUGUAAUUGGGCCACGUGGUAGCACCAUAGCAGAAAUAUUACAAACAACUGGUGUGAGCGUCGAGAUGCCUGCACCUGACUCGGCAACUGGUACCAUAACUCUUAGAGGACCUCAAGAGAAACUUGGUCAGGCUCUUAACAAGGUAUAUGAAAAGGCAAAUAGUGUUCGCACUGCUGUGGUAGAAGCUCCAGUCUGGAUACAUAAGUACAUUAUUGGACGCAAAGGUGUAAAUAUCAAGAAGAUUACUCAAGAAAUGCCAAAAGUAAAUGUAGAAUUUACUGGAAAAGAAGAUAAAAUCAAGAUAGAAGGUCCACCUGAAGAAGUAGAGAAAGCACAGAAUGAGUUACAACUUAUGGCUAAUGAUCUUAUAGCAAAGCUUACUUUCACAGAGUUAAAUGUCGACCCAAGAUUUUACAAGCAUAUCAUUGGGAAGAAUGGUUGUAAUGUGAAUCGUGUUAAGGAAGGAACGGGUGUUGUGAUUAGUAUAUCUGAAAAUGAUGGCAGUAACGUUAUCCGUAUCGAAGGCAAUCUUGCUGGUGUGUUGAAAGCUCAAACGGAACUUGUAGAAAUGGUGAAAAAGUUAGAAAAUGAGAAAGAAAAAGAUGUGAUUAUAGAUCACAGAUAUUAUCGUAACAUAAUUGGUAAUAAAGGAGAUAAUAUCAAAGAGAUUAGAGAUAAAUUUAAUCAAGUACAAAUUACUAUACCUGGACCAGGUGAAAAAGGAGAUAUAGUAAAGAUCAGAGGACCCAAAGAAGAUGUCGAUAAGUGCCAUAAACAUCUAAUGAAGUUGGUGAAAGAAUUGAAUGAAAGUAAUCAUGUAUUGGAAGUACCUAUUUUUAAGCAGUUUCAUAAAUUUGUUAUUGGAAAAGGUGGUGUUAACAUCCGUAAGAUCAGAGAAGAGACGCAAACAAAAAUUGAUUUACCUGCUGAAGGCGAGAAAAGUGAUGUUAUAACUAUCACUGGAAAAAAAAGAAAAUGUAGGAGAAAGCUAAAGAAAUGAUACAAAAGAUUCAAAAAUGAAUUGGCUAACAUUGUUACUGAAGAAAUCACUAUUCCACCAAAGUUUUACAAUUCACUUAUUGGUACUGGAGGUAAAUUAAUACAUUCUAUUAUGGAAGACUGUGGAGGCGUCACAAUCAAAUUUCCCACCGCCGAAAGUAAAAGUGAUAAGGUCAGUAUCAGAGGUCCAAAAGAUGAUGUGGAGAAAGCAAAAGCACAGCUUUUGGAACUAAGCAAUGAAAAGCAAUUAUCCAGUUUUUCGGCUGAAGUGCGUGCCAAAGUUCAACAUCAUAAAUUCCUUAUUGGAAAGAAUGGUGCCAAUAUCAAGAAGAUAAGAGAAUCCACAGGCGCACGAAUUAUGUUCCCAACAGAGGAGGAUCAAGAUAAGGAAGUGAUUACUAUAAUGGGCAAGAAAGAAGCAGUUGAGAAAGCUAAAGCUGAUUUAGAAGCUACGAUUAAAGAGAUUGACAAUAUUAUCGAGGGCGAAAUUCACAUCGAUCCUAAGCAUCACAGACAUUUCGUUGCGCGGAGAGGUGGUGUACUACACCGAAUUGCUGAUGAAUGUGGCGGUGUGCAAAUUUCAUUUCCACGGGCAGGCGUCGACAGCGAUCGCGUCAGCAUAAAAGGCUCGCAUGAAUGUAUAGAAGCUGCGAAACAACGAAUGCGAGAAAUCGUCCAGGAAUUGGAAUCUAUGGUAACAGUGGAAUGCGUAAUACCUCAAAAGCAUCAUCGCACGGUGAUGGGUGCAAAGGGUCGCAAAGUGCAAAACAUAACAUCUGAAUAUGACGUACAAAUCAAAUUCCCUGAUCGCGAAGUAUAUGAUGAACAAAAAACACCGGAACAAGUUAAUGGAGAAAAUAGAGAGACAGGAGAAAUUGUUCCAGCUUGCGAUAUAAUUCGUAUUACCGGACAACCUGAGAACGUUGCUGCCGCUAAACAAGCUUUACUCGAUCUUGUCCCUAUUACAAUUCAAGUAGAUGUACCAUUUGAUUUCCAUCGUUCGAUAAUUGGGCAGAAAGGUAAAGAUGUACGGGAAUUAAUGAAUACAUAUGAUGUACACAUCAUGCUCUCUCCAGCGGAGGAAAAACUAGAUUAUAUCAAAAUCUCUGGAACGCCGUCGUGUGUGCAAAGUGCCAAGGAAGCUAUCCUUGAAAAAUGUGAAGCUUUGAAGGCCGAACGAGAGGACCGAGCAUUAAAAUCUUUCGAAUUAAAGGUNNAAGUUGAUCCGGAAUAUCACCCAAAAAUUAUUGGCCGAAAAGGAGCUGUGAUCAGUAAAAUACGUAGUGAUCACGAUGUCCAAAUUAACUUCCCGCGCAAAGGUGAUCCUGAGGAACAUAUUAUUACAAUAACAGGAUACGAAAAGAAUGCAUACAGUGCGCGAGAUGAUAUCAUGAAAAUUGUUAAUGAAUUGAAUGGUUUGACGAAGGAAGAAGUGCAGAUAAAUGCCGCUGUUCAUUCACGUUUGAUCGGUGCAAAAGGUCGAAAUAUUCGUAAAAUAAUGGAUGAAUUUAAAGUUGAUAUCAAGUUUCCAAGGAAAACCGAUGCUGAUCCCAAUAUCGUAACAAUCGUGGGAGCGGAAGAAAACGUUACCGAUGCAAAGGAACGUUUAUUGAAUCUAGAGGAAGAAUACAUGCAAGACGUGAUAGAGAACGAAUAUCGUGAAAGUUUGCGAUCACCUCAACGCGACGAUGGUAGUAACGUCGGUGGCAGUGAGAAUGAUACUGGCUUCAUCGUGAAAGGAGGACCAUGGGAACAGCAGCAACAGCAGCCUCAGAGUGCGCCGAACACGGCCAGCGUAGAAGAAUUCCCGCAAUUCGCUGGUUAUUCUCAUGUACCCGUUGCAACCCCGGACGGCCCUUGGGGAAUUAAGCGUUAAGAUAUAAACCGAAAUUCACUAACAAAAAAAGAAACGAUUGAUUGGAACCUAAUAAGCUAAUGAUAUAAGGUAACUUUCCUCUGACAAACAGUAUGUAAAACACAUAAGUAUACGCAUGUACAUGUACACAUACACGACAUUAUACAUCAUACACGCAAAUGCACUUGUGUUGGGUGGUUCCCUAUUCCAUUACUGACGUUGCUGCAUACGACCUGGCCAUUCUAUUGGACUUUGACACUGGUUUACUACACACAACGUUCGACGACGAUGUUUAUAUUUACAAUUCAUAAUACCGAUGUCCUAUGUAUCUGUAACUGUAAUGCAUGUUGUCCUGAGUCUGUCGCCAUAUCACUCGGUCCAGUUGGGCGUACACAUGUACGCUGUGUCGUGCACGACUUAAUCUCGUGGCUUUUAUUUUUAAUGAUAUGCUUUCCAGGUACAGAUAUGUUGUACUUAAGACUGUGGCUUCGUGGGAAAUAAUCGGGUCAGCAGUCUGCAGAAAAGAGCUGAAUCUACAAAAAUUGUAAAGUAGAGUUAUUCUGUAGUUUUCUUACUCUACAGAAAUGUAAAUUGUUUAUGAACUCUUUACAUUCAUAUUCUACGAUAGGGAACAAGUUUUUGUGCAGAUUAAUCCUUUUCUGCAGAAACUGAUCGAUUUAUUCGUGUAUUAUAUUAUUUUCACAGAUAAUCUUUGUACCACGUAUAGGCUGCAAACAGUCGUACGUUUUUCGUUGAUCUUAGCAUAAUAAUUUGUUAAUUUAUUUAUAUCUUUUUUGUACAUAUAUCACAUUUUCUCGUUGUUUUGUGCCACUUAAGUGAAGUGGUUUCUAAACUACAUCACGAUUGUUGAAAUUUAUAUUGUAAAAUUUUCAUGAAUCAAAAAAAAACAGGGGCUUUCUAAGGAAAAGGUUGUUUCUUACACAAUUUUUUAUAUUAUAAUAAUUAGAUAUAAACGCGAUUUGAGUCACCAUAAUUUCAAUGCAUAAAUCAGAAAUUUGUUGAUGCAUUGAUCGCAUACACUUAUCAAUAAUUGUAAGAUCCAAGUAAUAGAUUUGUAAUCGGAGAUUACAGAAAACCCCGAUAAUCUCCGAUAAAAUAAAAUUUUAGAUGCUCUAUAGAGGCA
Pogonomyrmex barbatus (red harvester ant) is the source of this 4690-nucleotide messenger RNA. RefSeq names its product satellite-binding protein 1 Dp1 (gene Dp1). The record is from RefSeq and is a predicted model, not a curated record. Gene Ontology annotation, molecular function: mRNA binding. NCBI's taxonomy places the organism in Eukaryota, Metazoa, Arthropoda, Insecta, Hymenoptera, Formicidae.